UUUGCAGGUUAUAUCCUUAAAGAUUGAGUUGUCAGUUGUGCAGUGAAAAGGUUGAUAUGAGUGGGGAAGAGGAGUUCCAUGUGAAGUGGUCUGAGUUCAAUGACAAUCUAUUGGCAUGUCUGAGAUGUUUGUGGGAGGAGGAGCAGUUUAUUGAUGUCACUCUUGCUUGUGAUGGUGUUCAGUUCAAGGCUCACAAGCUUCUGCUUUCAGCCAGCAGUGACUUCUUUGCCAAGCUGUUGAGAGAGAAUCCAUGUCGUCAUCCUAUCAUUUUGUUCAGUGAUGUCUUCUACAAGGACCUAGAGAGCAUAUUACAUUUCCUGUACCAUGGAGAAGUCUUCAUUGAAUCAUCUCGCUUGUCCCAUUUCUUCACUUUGGCAGAGGCAAUGCAAAUCAAAGGACUCACAACUGAUAGUGAA
This is a messenger RNA of Darwinula stevensoni, 416 nucleotides long. Lineage: Eukaryota; Metazoa; Arthropoda; Ostracoda; Podocopida; Darwinulidae. The record is from the annotation of a GenBank genome assembly.